UAUAAAUACCCAUUAAAAGACCCUUUGGAGUCCAUCAAUUCCAUUUUUAUAUUCAUCAACUCAUCUUUCAAUACCCAAUUCCAACUAUGAGACUCUCAACUGCUGUUCUUCAAUUAAUUUUUGCUGCUAUUAUCGCUGCUUUACCAAUCAAAUAUGAUACUAAAAAAAACAUCAUCUUUUUAGUCUCUGAUGGGUUAGGUCCUUCAGGUAUCACUGCUGCUAGACAAUUUAAGCAAACUAGAGAUAAUUUAACCGAUGAACAAGCCGUUUUAGACUUGGAACAAUACUUAAUUGGUACUGUUAGAACUAAAUCUUCUUCUCAAUUGAUCACUGAUUCAGCUGCUGCAGGUUCAGCUUUUGCCGCUGGUCACAAGACUUAUAACGGUGCCAUCUCUGUUGAUCCAAAUGGUAAACCAGUUGGUACUUUCUAUGAAGGUGCUAAAUUGAAAAACUAUAAAACAGGUAUCGUUUCAACUACUUUUGUUCAAGAUGCUACAAUUUGUACUCCAAAUACUCAUGUUGCCUCAAGAAAAUUCUUGGAUUUAGUUGCUGAACAACAAUUAGGUUAUGGUCAUCCUUUAGGUCAAACCAUUGAUAUUGUUAUUGGUGGUGGUCGUGAAUAUUUACAUGGUGUUAACCAAACCCAAUAUGGUUCAAAGGGUAAAAGAAAAGAUGGUGUUGAUUUAAUUGAAAAAGCCGUUUCUGAUGGUUGGACUUAUGUUGGUGAUAGAAAAUCAUUUGAUGAAUUGAAUUUAGGUCAAGGUUCAGAAGCUCCAAAAUUACCAUUGUUGGGUAUCUUUGGUGCUAAUUCUUUACCAUAUGAAAUUGAUAGAAAUGCUUCUGAAGUUCCAUCUUUAAGAGAAACUUCCUUAUUAGCUUUAAACACUUUGAUUAAAGCCACUGAAGAUUUUGAAGAAGGUUUUGUCUUAUUAUUAGAAGGUGCUAGAAUCGAUCAUGCUGCUCAUGCAAAUGAUCCAGUUGCUCAUGCAAGAGAUACUUUAGAAUUUGAUGAAACUUGGAAAGCUGUUAUUGAUAGAGUCUCCUCUUUAGACACUGAAACCAUUGUUGUUUCUACUUCUGAUCAUGAAACUGGUGCUUAUGGUUUAGGUAUUGAUGGUAUUUAUGAUUGGUAUCCAGAAUAUUUAUUAAAUGCAACCAUUUCCACUGAAAAAGCUGUCCAAUUAUUUAAAGCUUAUAAAGGUGAUGAUAAAGAAGCUUACUUGAAAAAUGAAAUCUUGGCCAACAAAUUAGUUUUAACUAAUGUUUCAGAUGCUGAUAUUAAAUCAUUAGUCCAUUCUGAUGAUUUACAAGUUGAUAUUGCUCAUAUCAUUUCCAAACAAGCUAAUGUUGGUUGGACUACCGUCGCACAUUCUGCAGUUGAUGUUCCAUUAUUUGCUUAUUCAAACUCAAAAGAAGCUUAUAAUGAAGUCUUAGCUAACUUUGGUUCUUCAAUUGAAAACAUUGAAAUUCCAAAAUUCUUUGCUUCAUACUUGGGUGUUGAUUUAGAUGAAGUUACUGAAAAGAUUCAAGGUAUUAAAACUACUAUUGAAUAAGUCAUAAGCUUGCUAC
Hansenula anomala is the source of this 1569-nucleotide messenger RNA. RefSeq lists its product as uncharacterized. Gene Ontology annotation, biological process: dephosphorylation. The transcript has a single exon. Gene Ontology annotation, cellular component: fungal-type vacuole membrane. The record is from RefSeq and is a predicted model, not a curated record. Lineage: Eukaryota; Fungi; Ascomycota; Saccharomycetes; Phaffomycetales; Wickerhamomycetaceae. Bases 87 to 1553 code for a protein of 488 amino acids. Gene Ontology annotation, molecular function: alkaline phosphatase activity.